Dicentrarchus labrax (European seabass) is the source of this 5422-nucleotide messenger RNA. RefSeq names its product sushi domain containing 5 (gene susd5). The record is from RefSeq and is a predicted model, not a curated record. Gene Ontology annotation, biological process: cell adhesion; Notch signaling pathway. The transcript has 5 exons. Gene Ontology annotation, molecular function: hyaluronic acid binding. The coding region runs from base 328 to 2805 and encodes 825 amino acids. Lineage: Eukaryota; Metazoa; Chordata; Actinopteri; Moronidae.
GAGCCGUGACGUAUUUACUAACACCGCCACGCGAGUUUUCACACCGGUGCUCCAUCUGCUCGCGAGGGCGACUAUUUGGGGGACCUAAACUGCGCCUCGCAGUAGAUCCGCGCGGACCGUUUUCUUUUCCGUUUAUCAGCCGCACUUGACAACAAGCUUCUUCCUCCUGCUCAGUCCACCUCUGUCCACCAGGAGGGAGUUCGCUCUCCACCGAGACUGUGAAUACUAAGUCGUUUUGGAAGUUUUUUGGACACGUUUUCUAACAUAAAAAGUGAGACUUUUGCCUACAGACGAGGGCGCAAGAAAAAAAGAAGAAGAAAAAAGAAAAUGCUGGAUCGUAGUCAAACUGUUCUAUCAUUGCUCUUUGGAAGCCUGGUUUGUCUUUUGGGGACCUCUGUUGUAAAUGCAGACGGUCGAGUGUUCGUGUUGGACUUGCGGAACUCCUCCGGCCUGCAGGGCUUCAGAGACGCUGAACGGGCUUGUGCCUCACGACAUGCCCGCUUGGCAUCAUCAGAGGAGCUCCGUCACGCUGUGGUAGAGUGCUUCUUCUCCCCAUGCACCCGUGGGUGGCUCUACGGAGGCGCAGUGGGGACCACCGUGUGUAAUGUGGUGGGCAGUGCACUGAAAGCAGUUGAUGUGAGAACAGAAAACGCCACAGAGGACGCGGCACACCUGGACGCCUUCUGCAUCAAAGACAAUGGUGUGCCAUGCGGUGACCCGCCAUCCUUUCCUAAUGCCCGUCUACAGGAGCACUCUGGAUAUGAGCUGGGAGAUGAGCUGCUGUACACAUGUGUGCCGGGUUAUGUAAUGCCCAGUGGACACAGUGCCUUCAGCCUGCUGUGCGACAGCUGUGGAGAGUGGUAUGGACUGGUAGAGAUAUGUGUCAAAGAUGAGACUGAAAGUCACAUAGAUUAUGAGGACAAGUUCACAGAUUCGUAUGGAGAGGAAGUGCGCCACAGCGAGAGACCAGAGGAGGCUCGUGGUGAGGUGUAUGAGGAGGUGCAUGGAGCUUCAUACCCGGAGGGGAAAAUGAGUCAGGAGCAGCAAGAGACGAGCUUCAGUGUCGAAGUGGAGGAGGAGCAUCAAGACCAACAUGGAGAACAUGAAGUGGAAGGAGAUGUGAUUGGUAGAAAAUCGGAAGGAGCUGUAGAAGGAGGAGAAAAAGAUGGGGAAUGGGCUGUUGAGGACAUCAUAGGCCAUCCGAGGUGGGAGCAGGAGAGGAGGGACGGGGUCACAACUGACGCAGCUGCAGCCACAGAAGCACCGGUCUCUCUACUCUCCCAGAAACACCUCUUCUGGUUCCCUUCUGAGGCCUUCCCGGAGGACGGGCAUCCCGUCUCCACCAAUCCAGUCACACAGACUACACAGAGGGCCUCAGGCCCCCAAUCAGAGGAGAGUGAAGAGCACGAGAGCCAAGAAAGGCACCAGCAUCCAGUUGAUGUUGGCGACCAUGAUCGUGAGCCAGACAGCUACGAUCCUCAUGAUGCUGAUGACCGAGAUGAUCAUGAUGACAGCAACCAUGACGACAAGGAUGCCCAUGACGACAGUCACCAUGAUGAUCAAGACGACCAUGACAGUCACCAGGACGUAGAUGGCCGUGAUGAUCAUGUGAAACAUUACAUUCCAGCUCAGCAUGAUGAUCUGGAUAGACGGGACCACCACGACAAUCAUGACGAUCAUGAUGACCAUUAUGACAUGGGUGAACAUGAAGAGGAGCGUGAUCGCAUUCGCUACAGCAGCGAGGACUAUGAUGAUCGAGAUGAUACUUACGAUGAACAUGAAAGCUAUGAAGAUCAUGAAGAUGUGACUGACGAUCCUGGUGAGGAUGAUCAAGAACAUCCUGAUGGCUCCAAGGAGCAUCCAGACCAUGAUGAUCAUGAUGACGAAGGCCAAGAGCUGGUGGAGGAUAACGACCGUUAUACUGAUCACGAUGCUCAUGAGCACGAUGAUCAUGACAGCUACGACCAUCAUGAUAGCCAUGAAGAUGUUGAUGACGGUCAUCAGCAUGUAAUCAUUUCUAUAGCAACAGAUGAACGUCAGAAUGUCACUCAGAAGGGAGAAGGAGGAAAGGCCACCACCGAUGAGACCUGGUUGGACGGCUACCCUGUCGUUGCAGAGGAAACUGAAAAUGAGGACUCCACAACAGAAAGGGUAAGACCCGAGGAUAGCGAAAGGGGGACAGUUGUCAGGACAACAGACAGACCCAAUGAAGUGGAAAUUCGGAGACCUGUCCCUUACACCACCUUACCAGAGGUCUCCGAGUCUCCCACCACAGACCCUGCCUUACAGCAAGGGGGAGUGGAGGAGAUGUGGCCCGGCUUCAUCCCCACCGCUGCUCCCUUCCCUGACCGCUCACAGCCCUCAGACUCCCCCUCAUACUCCGACCCCCUGGACUACGACACACAGCAGGCAGCUCCCACCCACUCCUGGCUUGGUGACCUCACUGAGCACCCGUUAAUCAAUCAGGACCCAGCUGGACCGGUGCUGGACAACGGUGACACCCUGGAGGAACACACUGUGCACAGCCUGCCUGGUGAGGCCGGCGAGAGGGGUGAGAUGGAGGGAGAUAUGGGGGAGACGAUUUGUACAGGUGAGAACUGCCCUCCCCAUCCUCCGAGCUCCUCCAGCCGAGGUCCCACAGUGGCGGCCAUAAUUGCGGUGAUGUGUGUGAUCGCUGCAGCUAUAAUCGUCGGGGUGUGGUGUUACCGACGGCAGCAGCAGAAGAGCUCAAUGUACGAGAUGAAUGGGAAGGGCCAGAGUCAGACCAGACAGGGCCAACAGAUAGAGAUGCAGCAAAAAGUGUAAGAGUGAUAGAAGAGGAAAGAGUGACGCUGAAGAGGACAGAGACAUUUAGGAGGAGUUGAUGAAAUUGAGAGGAAAGCACAGCCCUUCAUCUUGCUAGAAAAUACUGCGUAAUUGAAGAUUUUGGAUAGGUAUGAACAGAUUUGAAGAGCCAAACCUUACGUAUGUGAUGCAGAAAUGUUGUAAAACAAUAAGAACCGAUAUCUAACUGAGUGAAACCUGAAUGAAACAAGACGUUAGCAGUUCUGUCUGUCCCACUCAUUGAUUUUUAAGUUUUACCCAUCUCUGUUAUACCUACCCAUUAUUUUCAAAGCUCUGACAUCUAGCUGGACAGGUGGAGGGGGCUGUGUCUGGACUUGACUCAACUCCAAGAACUGAAAAAGGAGAUUACAAUGAAAUGACCAUGUAGGAAAACCACAAGAAGGCAUGCCUGCCUGCCGGAAUAUAUGAACUGAGACUUCAACCUCCAAAGCUCUUGGACAUUGUGGUAAAGAUUCUCUGUGUAACCUUGCUGUUGUUUUUGUUGUCUUCAUUGACUGCUCGUUUAGUGUUGAUUUUUCUGUAUUGUUCUUGAUUCUCAAUCUUUUUCUGUUUGUCUGAGUAUCAUGUUGAUGAAAAACUGUAGUCCACUUGUUACUCCACGAUAAGAGCGCUGAAGUUCAGAACACUUCAGAUCAUCACAGCAGAUUUGCGCACAGCCGGGGUUCUGUCAAACCAGCAUGAAUGGAAAAAAGGAUGAUGACGAUGAUGUUGGUUAGACCAAAUGAGAGAGAGUCGAACGAGCAGUAUGAGGUAUGCGGGGAAAAGUGUGUGAACGAAGGAUGACAGGUGAAACAUUUUAAGAUUUUCCUGCCUCUGUUGAUUUUGACAGUCGACUGGUGAGAGAUACAGAGCGGGUGUCCAUCCAGACUGCAGACUCAGCCCCUGUGUGUGUGUGUGUGUGUGUGUGUGUAUCUGUGUGAGAAAGAUUGAGAGAGUGUGUGUGUGUGUGUGUGUGUGUGUGUGUGUGUGUGUGUGUGUGUGUGUGUGUGUGUGUGUGUGUGUAUCUGUGUGAGAAAGAUUGAGAGUGUGUGUGUGUGUGUGUGUGUGUGUGUGUGUGUGUGUGUGUGUGUGUGUGUGUGUGUGUGCAUUUGUGUGUCUCAGGUCCAUGCAAUCCACCGGUCAGCGGUACGUCGGUUUGCUGACGGCAUUCAGACCAACCAGAGAUCAAACAUUGUGGUGCUGCCAUGGCAACAGAGAGAAACUAAUAGAAGUCUGACAUAUUGUGAUGGCUUAGGGUGUUUAAUGAAAAAUGUAGUUAGAUUAGUAAGCCUAUGACUUUGGGUUAAAAUUAGGGCUGGACCACAUGCCCUAAAAUAUAUGUCAUGAUAAAUUGUUACAUUUAGCUCUAUAAUUAUAAAUAUUGUUUACUACAUCAAUGGAUUAUGAUUCCUUACUUGUUUGUCCCGAUGAAUCACAGUAUGAGAAAUUAAAAAAGGGUUGUUUAAAUAAUUUAUUCAGCUUUAUUGGAAAUUCAUGAUGUUUAUAACUUCAUAAAAAUUUGGUUUAAAAAUGAUGAUGAUUUUACAGUGUACUAUAGCUCUAUGUGAAUCCAUGGCAAUUACACUUUUGAUUUUUCUGUACUGUGCCAAAUACUUGAGAGCAAGGUUGUGUUAAAAAAAACAAAAAACUCGUAAAAAAGUGCAACUGUAAAUAAAUUUAAAUAGUUAUAAGAGGGUUUGAAUUUAGAUAUUAGAGUUUGUGAUUCUGGUGAUGUAUAGAGACUAAGAUUAAUUAAAUGGCAAUAACUUAAUAGAAAGUGCUUCACUUGUAAUUAAUGUCAAAAGUGGUUGGUUGCUUGAAGAUUAGACACUUUAUUGUGUCAGCAGUCAUGAAUGAUGAUUUCCUUAUUCCUCGUAUUUCUCCAACUUAACAUCCAGUGUUCUAUAAAAAGUGUUUUUAUUGCUUUAUUUCAAUCUUCUUCAUUUCCAUAUUGUGUUGACUGAAACUGAGUUGACACAAAUGUCCCAAUGUGGAGACGGCAUGGGGAAUAAAGUACCUUUUGUCUAUAGAUUUCUGUAAAUAUAAAUCUGUAACUGUAAUAACUUGCUGUACAUACAGUACUGUAGCUUUACUGGUGUGUGGGAAAUAAAUUUAACUUGUGUUAAAUGUGUGUUUCUUCACCAAGACGGUCAAUCACAGUAGACAGUAGAUAUCACCUCUUCAUGUCUUACACAGGGUCAGCUCAUCCACUUUACUCAGAAUAUACACUACUGCCUUUUACUUCACCUACUAUUAGACACUGCUGUUCAAACACAAGUACUGUACUCCUGAUAGCAUAAAUAAAGACCAUAUUGUAGAUUGAAGCAACAACCUCUCAUACACACCAGCUUUGCCACAUGAUCCAUGCCUGAAGACUGAUCAUAAUCAUCAAAGAUCACCUGGGUUAUGCGCAAAAUUAUGACAAAUUUAAAAGAAAACAAAUUAAAAGUUUUUGAAAUUGCUGACUCUAAUUCACAUGAUGCUAAUAUAUUUCCAUGCCUCUUUCUUCUUCAUCUCAAACAGCCUGAUGUGUGUGACGUCAGGAUGAAAUGUGUACUGUAUGUGUGUUCUCUACAUCACAAUAAACUCCUGAACCUGG